GAGCUCUGGUAAUGACGUAGCUGUACCGUACUGUAGGUACUACCUCUGGAAGUCUCAGCUGCAACCCCAUGUCCAGUCUUGCAGCCCAGUUCAUCCCUGGUUGAGCUCCGUAAACGGGAAGAUCCUUUUUUAGAUGCAUGCAUUACACAAUACAAUCGAAACUAGAAGACUCUUUUUUCUCUGCUUCACUCUCGUUCUCUUCUUGCAUCAUCCAUUGAGUGUUCUCUCACUAACAUUCUGUGCUUCUGCUCGUGUCAUGAUCUAGAAAGUACCAACCGUUUUCUUUGACCUCGUGGGCUUAUCAUUGACGUCGAACAUCCCCCCAAUUCCGCAAAAUAAUGCCCGUCUCUUCCAUGAUGGCCGCGCGACUGGCUCGCGCCGGUCAAAACAGGGCCAUUACCAGCUCUCGAUGCUUCAAACCAUCUCUCGCUCCUCGCCCAAUAUACUCGUCGCAAUCGCGAAGCUUCGUCAAGCUCACAGGGGUUUCGCCAUCAAUCACAAAGGGCUCUCCAGCAACUAGCCGAACCACCCGCCAACUACCCUCCCAGUUCUUCGUGCGCGCUCUAUCAGGAAAGCCACUUCCCCAAGGAAAGUCUAGAGCCCUUAAUUUUUGCUACCGCCUAGCAGCUUGGGUUGGUAUUUCAAUAUCAGUUAUCGGCGUUGGUAUUGUUGGCUUCUUCAUCUACGAUGCCAGCACAUAUUUCGAGCACCCCACUCAGAGCGAUAUCGAUGUCUCAAAGAUUGCCCUUCAGCCUCGCAGUGGUGGUGAAAAGAACCUGCCAAUCGCCGAGGUAUUCAUUGAUGAUGACGACUCGGAGGAGAAGCGUCGCCUCAAAGACAAGCCACGACUGGUGAUUCUUGGUGGCGGAUGGGGAGGUGUUGCGCUCCUCAAAGAGCUGAAUCCAGACGAUUACCAUGUUACUGUUAUUUCGCCAACCAAUUACUUCCUCUUCACCCCUAUGCUUCCCUCAGCUACAGUAGGUACUCUCGAGUUGCGAUCUCUUGUUGAGCCUAUUCGACGAAUUCUGAGCCGGGUUAACGGUCACUUCAUUCGCGCCAAGGCUGAGGAUAUCGACUUUUCGCACAAGAUGGUGGAAGUGUCGCAAGUUGACGCAAACGGCAAAGAUAUCAGAUUCUAUGUGCCAUACGAUAAGCUUGUCGUUGCUGUCGGUUCGACAACCAACCCUCACGGUGUCAAGGGUCUGGAAAAUGCCUACUUCCUUAAGGAUAUCAAUGACGCACGCAUGAUUCGAAACCAGGUCAUACAAAACUUCGAGUUGGCCAACUUGCCUACAUGCCCGGAUGAGGAACGAAAGCGUCUACUUUCCUUCUGUGUCAGUGGUGGUGGCCCUACAGGUGUCGAGUUCGCUGCUGAGCUUUUUGACCUUCUCAACGAGGAUUUGACGAGGCACUUCCCCCGACUUCUACGUAAUGAGAUCUCAGUCCAUCUUAUCCAAAGCCGUGGACACAUUCUGAACACAUACGAUGAGACUGUUUCACGAUAUGCUGAGGAACGCUUUGCUCGCGACCAAGUUGACGUCCUCACCAACUCUCGUGUCAAGGAGGUUCUCCCCGACAAGAUCAUCUUCACACAGAAACAAGAAGAUGGCACAAUGAUCACCAAGGAGCUGCCUAUUGGCUUCUGCCUUUGGUCGACUGGUGUUUCGCAAACCCAGUUCUGUCAAACACUGGCUGCUAAGCUGGGCAAAUCUCAGACAAACCGACAUGCUCUGGAGACUGACACCCACCUUCGUCUUAAUGGCUCACCCCUGGGCGAUGUAUACGCCAUCGGAGAUUGUUCUACAGUCCAGAACAACGUUGCCGACCACAUCGUCACUUUCCUGCGAUCCUUGGCCUGGAAGCGUGGCAAGGACCCUGAGACACUUCAGCUCAGUUUCGCUGACUGGCGAGGUGUUGCUGAGGACGUCAAGAGACGAUUCCCCCAGUCUAUCAACCAUCUCAAGCGCGUGGACAAGCUAUUCAAGGAAUUCGAUAAGGACAAAUCCGGCACACUCGACUUUGAUGAGUUGACACAAUUGCUAAAACAAGUCGACGACAAGCUCACAUCCUUGCCUGCUACUGCCCAGCGCGCUCAUCAGCAAGGACAAUAUCUUGCUCGCAAGUUCAACAAGAUGGCACGCAUGCAUGAGGGCCUGAACGCCAACGACAUUCGCGAGGGUGAUGUUGAUGCUGCUGUUUACAAGGCCUUUGAAUAUAAGCACCUAGGCAGUCUCGCUUAUGUUGGCAACUCUGCCAUCUUUGAUCUUGGUGAGGGUCGAAGCUUGGCUGGUGGUCUCUGGGCUGUUUACGCUUGGCGCUCUGUCUACUUUGCCCAGAGCGUGAGUCUGCGAACACGACUAUUGAUGGCUAUGGACUGGACCAAGCGAGGUCUUUUUGGACGAGAUUUAAUGAGUUUCUAAAUCUAUUCUUAUGAAUGCUUAAUAUUUGUCAUUUCUUUAGACCUUGAGUGAGGCGUUGGAGCUUAGUAUAGAGACAUAGCAGGACUUGCGAAAAGCACGUUUGUAGACGCGAUGUUGCUGAGGAAUCGCAAGUCUAAUUUGCAUGAUGGAGUUAUGCUCUAUGAGUUACGCUUCUGGGGCCUUUUUUUCGCAGAAAAAGCCGAAAUAUUAUUUUCUCCCUAAAACACCUAGACGCCCAUCUAUCUUCUAUUAUAUCAUGAAGUCCUUGUAUGUCCACUUCUCCGUAAACUUGCGCUUGGCCUGCUUGUGGAAAGCAAUAUGCCUUCUGCUCUCUACCUUGCCACGCACCAACAUGCUUCGGUAUCUGUCCCGGAGCAUGUUGCCCUCAGGCUUGAGACGUCGCAGCGAACUCUCGAGCUCAUCUGGAAGGACAAGCUCAAGAUCGCGUUCAGGAAGCUUGUACUUGCCGAGCUGCUUGCGGCGCAACUUCUCGGCACGAAGCUCAUCAAUAGGGUCGGUUUCGUCGUCUUUUUGCAAGACAAGUGCCUUGUUGCGAUCUCUCUCCUCAAUCUCCUCGGCAAUCUCCUGGAUGCGCUGGGCUUGGCGACGGUGGGCCUUGAGGGCAGCCUUGUGUUUCGCGAGACGCUCCUCUUCCUUGCGGCGCUUGAUGCGAUUGCGCUGAGCUUGGGUCUUUCUCUGUGGGCGCUUGGCGGAUGGCUUAUCAUCUUCAGCACCACUCUGGAAUCCUUCCCAUUCGGAAUCCUCCUCCCACUCUGAAAGGUUGGCACGAGCCUCUGCGGCCUCCGCCUCAGCUGCUGAUCGGGCUGCAGCCUCCUGCUUAAUGCGCUCCUGUUCCUCUUUCUCCAGACGUUUGCGCUCAGCUUCAAGAGCCUUCUCGCUCUCCUCUUCCAGACGUUGUGUGUACUCGUUGAAAUCAGGGUUGUAGCUGUAUCCUCCUGUGGGCUUGAGGACAGCAGGCACUUGCUUGCCACUCUCCAACAAAGAAAGGGGCUCCUUCUUCAUCGACUUUGGAGCCUUGGGCUUGACCUCCUCUUCCAAGAAGUUUUCGGGAUCCUUCGCCUUUGGCUCUACAGGCAUGUCCCAGAUAUCAUAGGUGGCAUCUUGUACUUGGACAGUGUUCUGAUGUUCUCCAUCGGCCACUCGCUUUAGUCGCGCGAGCUCCUUGUGUGACACCCAAUCAGUCCUUUGGCGCUUCACAGGAAGAAUUCCGUUUGUUGUCUUGUCGCCCGGUCGCUUGCGCAUGGAAACGGCGGGCACGGGAGAACGGGCAUUGAUGAUCUCGUCAGCCUUGAGGCCCUUCUUGAUGUGCUUGUUGAACCUUUUGGGGAGACCGGCAUCGCCCUUAGUAUCGAGAGUGAACAAGUCUUCAGAGGACUUUUCCUUGAUAACACCACUAUAGAGAUAUUAGCAGAGCGAGAAAGAAAUGCUUAGAGUUUAGCUCACCCAGCGAUAAUCUCCUUGUUCAAUUCUUCAAGACCCUUCUGCACCUCGGUAACAUCAACAUUUUUCCUCCACGCCUUCUUUCCUUUUCGCGAAGGCUGGUUGA
This is a messenger RNA of Fusarium odoratissimum NRRL 54006, 3987 nucleotides long. RefSeq names its product NADH dehydrogenase. NCBI's taxonomy places the organism in Eukaryota, Fungi, Ascomycota, Sordariomycetes, Hypocreales, Nectriaceae. The record is from RefSeq and is a predicted model, not a curated record. The transcript is spliced from 2 exons. Bases 339 to 2420 code for a protein of 693 amino acids. Gene Ontology annotation, molecular function: NADH dehydrogenase activity; calcium ion binding.